CUGUUUUUCAUUCCAUUCCUUUAUAAGCCUCCCCUCCAUCCUUCCAUUCACCUCUCCGUUCCGUUCUGUGAUAUCGUUAAAAUCGACGGUACCGUUACAAUUCAACAAUCGUACGGUGAAAAGAUAGAGAUUGAUAGAUCCAGGGGGCGGAUUCGAUCCGGUGUGAUGGCGUCCAUGGUAACGAAUCCAGUGACGAACUCGAAUUCUGAUCGGAGCAGGAGGAAAAAGAAGAAACCAAUGAUGAAAGACAAUCAAACGAACCGUAACCAGCCCCAGAUAACCAGAUGGAAAUCAGAGGCGCAGCAGCAAAUCUAUUCCUCCAAGCUUCUUCAAGCCUUGAGCCAGGUCAGUCUCGACGCUCUUUCUUUUUCAGCUCCGCGCGGUGGCCGAGCCGUCCGUGAAGCUGCCGAUAGAGCCUUGGCCGUUGCUGCUAAAGGGAGAACAAGGUGGAGCCGGGCCAUUUUGACGAGCCGGCUUAAGCUGAAAUUCAGGAAGCAGAAGAGACAGAGAGGAUCCGCCGGGUGUAGCCGGCCGAAGAAACCGAUAUUUAGCGUUUCGAAAUUGCAUGCCAAAAGCUUACCGGCUGUUCAAAGAAAAGUCAAGGUUCUUGGCCGGUUGGUUCCCGGUUGCCGGAAGCAACCGUUACCUGUUAUUCUUGAAGAAGCGACUGAUUAUAUAGCUGCGCUUGAAAUGCAGGUUCGAGCCAUGACAACUCUGGCCGAGCUGUUAUCUGGCUCCGGAGCGACCACCUCUGGCUCAGCUCCUUCGCCGCCUCCGAAUAGUCAGUAACACUUUUUCAUUUUGCUUAGCUGGGGAGUCAUCUUCAUCUCCCUUUUAAUUUCAUUAUCUCGCCCCUUGCCCCUCUUUCUCUCUUAAGCAACCAUCUCUCCUGUUAAAUACUUGUCUUCUUUAUCUCCUAUUUUCAUUUUAUCAAACAGGAAGUAGCAGGAACUUCCCUGAA
Messenger RNA from Hibiscus syriacus, 961 nucleotides. RefSeq names its product transcription factor bHLH147-like. Gene Ontology annotation, molecular function: protein dimerization activity. Gene Ontology annotation, biological process: regulation of DNA-templated transcription. Lineage: Eukaryota; Viridiplantae; Streptophyta; Magnoliopsida; Malvales; Malvaceae. Bases 166 to 789 code for a protein of 207 amino acids. The transcript has 2 exons. The record is from RefSeq and is a predicted model, not a curated record.